Messenger RNA from Danio aesculapii, 1290 nucleotides. It is a transcript of the gene rab38a, whose product is annotated as RAB38a, member RAS oncogene family. The transcript has 3 exons. Gene Ontology annotation, cellular component: trans-Golgi network; phagocytic vesicle; late endosome. The record is from RefSeq and is a predicted model, not a curated record. Gene Ontology annotation, molecular function: GTPase activity; GTP binding. Gene Ontology annotation, biological process: phagosome-lysosome fusion; endosome to lysosome transport. The coding region runs from base 92 to 727 and encodes 211 amino acids. NCBI's taxonomy places the organism in Eukaryota, Metazoa, Chordata, Actinopteri, Cypriniformes, Danionidae.
GCGCUUUUCCCUCCGCGGGGCGUUUCUGUUUCUCCCAGAGUCUCUCCCAGCGGAUCACACGCGUCCAUGUUCGCCUCUGUCUCACACAGCCAUGCAGAACCAUCACCUGAAGGAACAUCUCUAUAAAAUCCUGGUGAUCGGGGAUCUGGGAGUGGGGAAAACCAGCAUUAUCAAGCGCUACGUGCACCAGAACUUCUCGCCAAACUACCGCGCCACCAUCGGCGUGGAUUUCGCGCUAAAAGUUCUGAAUCUCGACCAGGAGACCGUUAGGCUGCAGCUCUGGGACAUCGCAGGUCAGGAGCGUUUCGGGAACAUGACGCGGGUCUAUUACAGAGAAGCAAUGGGAGCCUUCAUUGUUUUUGACGUCACAAGACCGUCAACGUUUGAGGCGGUGACGAAGUGGAAGGAGGAUUUGGAUGCAAAGCUGAGUUUAUCCAACGGCAAACAAGUGGCAGCAGUGCUGCUGGCCAACAAAUGUGAUCAGGGCCGAGACGUGCUCACCAACAACGGCAUCAAGAUGGAGCAGUUCUGCCAGGAGAACGGCUUCGUGGGAUGGUUUGAAACCUCAGCCAAGGAGAAUAUUAAUAUAGAUGAAGCCGCACACUGUCUGGUGAAGCACAUUAUAGCUAAUGAGAAUGAUCUGCUGCAGUCGGAGGUUGCAGACACGAUUUCCCCGCAGCAGGAGUCCAGUCGUGGAGGAACCUGCUCAGCCUGUUUCAGGUCCUGAAGACGCUCUGUUUCUCCAUCCAGACUCGCGCUCGUCUCUUCAUCACGCUGUCUCAUCUGAAUGGUGUUGAGUCUCGGUUUAAAUGUGUGUCAGAGACAGGCUGGUCGGCCUUCUUCCAUGGUUGCAGACUUAUCCGCAACAUUGUGCAGAUGUUUUAAGAGACGGCAGUGAAAAUACAACACUCAGAACUUGCAGAAUCAUCAGGAUGUGAAAAAAGCCCAAAGGACCACUUGUGCAUUAUUACCGUCCAUUCAGUGAGCGCCUGUGAUUUUAAUCAAGUUUUUUUAUUAACUGAUUCAGAAUUCGGCUGAAUGUACAAAUUGUAACUGCAAAUUAAAAACAUUUCUUUUCGGCUCUAGCAGCUCAUGAAUUAUGCAUGCAGGCUUUAGAAAUAUUCAUGAUGUUAAAUAGAGCACAACUGUUUCACUUCAUUUUAUCCUCCGUAAGGAUUUUUUGGAUCUGGAAAGUAUAGCGCUUUAGUUUUUCCACAUUUAUUUAUGUUACAGCAUUAUUCCAAAAUGGAUUAAAUUCAUUUAUUUCCUCAACAUUCUACACACAAUCCC